UGGAUUGCUCUUUUCAUUUUUGGCCUGCAGAGAAAAUUAUGAGCGCUCACCCACUGUGUUUUCCCAACUUUGGGGAGGUAAAAAUCAAUGCAUUGAAGGUUAAGCGGAAAAGAUGCUUCUAUCACAUAUUGGAUUCUAUGCUUGUUAAAAGUGCUUUUAAAGGUGCCAAGAAAUGUUGGUUUGUUUUUGUUGAUGCUUUUAGCUUAAAGCAUGCUAACCAAUUCCCCAUUGAUCGUGCCGUAAGCAACCAACUAGCCGUAGUUUGUUUCACGAAAACUCCCACGGGUGAUUUGUAUACAUCAUCCCCGGGGAUUGGCAACCCUGAAUUUGCUUCAGGUAACACGGGUAAAGACGUUUUAAACGAUGUGGAGAUGACGAGUUUGAGAGUUGGUGGGGACCCUUUGAAUACUUCAAUUCUUGUUAACAAUGUGAGGUCAGAUUUGGGGGAAAUCCAAGGAACACAUGUUGAAUACUGCAAUGACAAAUCGAGGAAUGGGAAUGGCGAUGUGGACUUGAAUGACCCGUUGGUGGAAGCGGAACACUCGAAAUUCAGAUUGUUGCAAAGAAAAAGCGGAAGAGAGAAAGUAAAGGAGACGAAAAUCUUUUAGAAGGAAACUAUACCUUGCUAUCUAAUGUUAUUGAAGACACUUCGAAGCCAAAGGAUAAAAUUCUUCAAAAUUCUCUAGAGUACAAGCUGAAAACUGCUACCACUACUUCAGAUUGUUUAUUUACUGAACCUCCGGCAGAUGUCCACAUGGUAGCUGGUUCAGGCAGUGGCAACAAGAGAAGUAAAAAGGAGAAGAAUUCCGAUAUGGCAUCUGUUGCAGCGAUAGUUUCUGAAAUAAACAUGCAGUGUGCAAAUCCUUUGGAAACUUUCGAAGUCCCUCAGAAGCAAAAGAGCGCCAUGAAUCAGUCCGAGAGGUGGUGGGAAAGGACAAAUUACCAUCUUCAUCAGUUGGUAAAUUUAUUUUCUUGUACCCAUAUAUGAUGCUGAUAUAGCUUGCCUGGUUCUUUCACCAUACUCUUCUUCUAAUCGGACGAUUUACUUGGUUAAUGGACAAAAUACUUUAUCUUCCUUACUUUGGUACUGAUAUUUUGCACUUCAGAUUCCUUUUUUAGGGAACCUCGGGAAGAUGACCAUUUGAUCAGAUUUUGCCAGAUCCCUUCGCUCGUGGCAACGAAAAUGACAUCCAUCAGGAGAUCUUCCUUCUUCAUUCCAUCGCCAGAGACGUACAGCACAGCAAGCUCACGGGCAAUUGGUUGCGAUCAAAUUUGCGUGCCAUAUUGGACACACUCAUUGCAAUGGUGCCUAAUGUGAGCGCUCCUGGAUGCAGUAGUGGAUUGGUCUCUAUUUUGGUAUUUUUCCGGGAUGCGAAAGCGAGGCCUGGAGAAGCUGCAGAAGAAGAAUAAGCAAUGACAAGCCAUUGAAAAAUGGAUUAAUAAAUGUUUUCCUUUUCUCUUUCUCCUUUUUUUUUUUUUUCCUGAGUUGAAUGGUAUGAUUAUGAAGUCAGGGUUAAUUAAUUUUCCUAAUGAUCUGUAAGCUGUAUUAUGGUUGGUAUUUAUAGAAUAUUAUGUAGCGAUAAAA
This is a messenger RNA of Rhododendron vialii, 1585 nucleotides long. RefSeq lists its product as uncharacterized. The transcript is spliced from 3 exons. Bases 39 to 608 code for a protein of 189 amino acids. The record is from RefSeq and is a predicted model, not a curated record. NCBI's taxonomy places the organism in Eukaryota, Viridiplantae, Streptophyta, Magnoliopsida, Ericales, Ericaceae.